Globicephala melas (long-finned pilot whale) is the source of this 2054-nucleotide messenger RNA. RefSeq names its product CYFIP related Rac1 interactor B (gene CYRIB). Gene Ontology annotation, molecular function: small GTPase binding. Lineage: Eukaryota; Metazoa; Chordata; Mammalia; Artiodactyla; Delphinidae. The record is from RefSeq and is a predicted model, not a curated record. Gene Ontology annotation, biological process: regulation of actin filament polymerization; positive regulation of T cell activation.
UAUUUCUCGCCUGGCAGUCGCCGGGGCUGUUGCUGCUGCUGCUGCUGCUGGGCCGCCGCGGCGGGGGCCGCUCGCAAACCUGUGGCGGUGACGUGAGACCCGCCAACCCGGAAGCAGCGGCGGCGGCGGCGGCGGCACCCGAGGCUCCGAGGCUCCGAGGCUCCUGCGCUCCAGCGCCGGCGGCUGCGCUCCCCUCGCCGCUCGCCCGGGCCGCCAGGAGAAGAAACUGAGGCCUGGAGUUUGAGUAAUUCGUUCAAGGUUACCAAGUUGAUAGAGGGACAAGAACAGAAUCACCAGCACUGGCUGAAGGUUUGCUGGCAUGGGUAAUCUCAUUAAGGUGCUAACCAGGGACAUAGACCACAAUGCAGCACAUUUUUUCUUGGACUUUGAAAGUACCUUAACAUGGGGAAUCUUCUUAAAGUUUUGACAUGCACAGACCUUGAGCAGGGGCCAAAUUUUUUCCUUGAUUUUGAAAAUGCCCAGCCUACAGAGUCUGAGAAGGAAAUUUAUAAUCAGGUGAAUGUAGUACUAAAAGAUGCAGAAGGCAUCUUGGAGGACUUGCAGUCAUAUAGAGGAGCUGGCCAUGAAAUACGAGAGGCCAUCCAGCAUCCAGCAGAUGAGAAGUUGCAAGAGAAGGCAUGGGGUGCAGUUGUCCCACUAGUAGGCAAAUUAAAGAAAUUUUAUGAGUUUUCUCAGAGGUUAGAAGCAGCAUUAAGAGGUCUUCUGGGAGCCUUGACAAGUACCCCGUAUUCUCCUACCCAGCAUCUAGAGCGAGAGCAGGCUCUUGCUAAACAGUUUGCAGAAAUUCUUCAUUUUACACUCCGGUUUGAUGAACUCAAGAUGACAAAUCCUGCCAUACAGAAUGAUUUCAGCUAUUAUAGAAGAACAUUGAGUCGUAUGAGGAUUAAUAAUGUUCCAGCAGAAGGAGAAAAUGAAGUAAAUAAUGAAUUGGCAAAUCGAAUGUCUUUGUUUUAUGCUGAGGCAACCCCAAUGCUGAAAACCUUAAGUGAUGCCACAACAAAAUUUGUAUCAGAGAAUAAAAAUUUACCAAUAGAAAAUACCACAGAUUGUCUAAGCACCAUGGCUAGUGUGUGCAGAGUCAUGCUUGAAACACCGGAAUACAGAAGCAGAUUUACAAAUGAAGAAACAGUGUCAUUCUGCUUGAGGGUAAUGGUAGGCGUCAUAAUACUCUAUGACCACGUACAUCCAGUGGGAGCAUUUGCCAAAACUUCAAAAAUUGAUAUGAAAGGUUGUAUCAAAGUUCUUAAGGACCAGCCUCCUAAUAGUGUAGAAGGUCUUCUCAAUGCUCUCAGGUACACAACAAAACAUUUGAAUGAUGAGACUACCUCCAAGCAGAUUAAAUCCAUGCUGCAAUAACAGCUCUGGAAUAAGCACCUGCUGUAGACAGAAGACAGUAUUCUGCAGUGACUGAGAAUGCACAGUUUUUAGUGAUUGCAAUUACUAUCUCAUUUACUCUUGCUUUUUAUUUCUUUCCUCUGUUCCUCUCCCUCUUUUUUAAUCAUAUUCUUGUUCUUAAGACUUCUUUUCUGUGCCAAAAUCAGUAAAGUUAUACUCUGAAGGGAUGUUGUCCUUUCAAACAGGCCAUCUAAGGCAGCUAAUUAUGCAUUGCAUUGGGGUCUCUACUGAGAAAAAUUCUGUGACUUGAACUAAAUAUUUUUAAAUGUGGAUUUUUUUUGAAAACUAAUAUUUAAUAUUGCUUCUCCUGCAUGGCAAAACUGCCUAUUCUGCUAUUUAAAAACCCUCAAUGACUUUAUUUUCUACUGCCGCUUUUUUCAUGUGCAGCCAAAAUGAAAAUGUUUAAAUUAACUGUGUUGUACAAAUGGUACCCAACACAAACUUUUUUUAAAUUAGUAAGACUUUUGUUUAAAGUUUUAAGUUUGCAUUUUGACUUUUUUUGUAAGGAUGUAUGUUGUGUGUUUAACCUUUAUUAACUAAUGUUAAAAACUGUGAUGUGUGCGUAGAAUAUUACGUAUGCAUGUUCAUGUUUAAAGAAUGGCUGUUGAUAAAAUAAAAAUCAGCUUUCAUUUUUCUAA